Nannospalax galili (Upper Galilee mountains blind mole rat) is the source of this 2381-nucleotide messenger RNA. RefSeq names its product olfactomedin-4-like. NCBI's taxonomy places the organism in Eukaryota, Metazoa, Chordata, Mammalia, Rodentia, Spalacidae. The transcript is spliced from 7 exons. Gene Ontology annotation, biological process: signal transduction. The record is from RefSeq and is a predicted model, not a curated record. The coding region runs from base 111 to 1574 and encodes 487 amino acids.
CCUGUCGAAUGACACACCCUACGAGAAGACCAGCUCUCCCUUUCCCAGUAGCUAUUGGCUGCCAGUAGUUCGUCAGCUAAGAUGGUACGGCCUACCAUGACAGGCAAGGCAUGGCGACUGGAGCAGCUUGGAUCACUGCUGAGGAGCUGGUGAGAAGUGAACUAAGCUCAGUGGAUGAGAGCGGCACAUUGCAAUGUGUGGUUCACCUGCCCAACAACUCCAUCUUCCUGCAGCAGCUGGAUCGGCUGCAGACUACAGUGCAGGAGCUCAUUGGCAAGUAUGAACAAGAGCUGUCCAGGGCCAAGGAGUUUGCACAUGCUCCUGAAGAUCAAGACAGUCAGGCCCUGGAAAUGAACCGUAUGCAGGAGUCCAGGAAUCCUGGUGUCAUUUCAUCUCCUUAUGACCACCCGGCCUUCAACCUGCUUCGCUUGGAACUGGAAGGAGCACAGGAGCUGGCGGCCCAGCUUAAGGCCGAGGGAGGCAACAACGGAGCUGCCGACCUCCUCCAUCAACUCCAGAGCCAGGUGACUAAUGCCAGCCUCACCUUGAAGCUUCUGGCUGACUCUAACCAUCGAAGCUUCCGUGCUCUCCGACAGGAAGUAGAAGUCCUUGAGGGCCGACUCAGUGAGUGCGAGAGGGAAAAGGAGCAGGAACAGUCCUCCAGAGACCCUGGUCUGCCCCUGGCCCCUGGUUCUUGUGCCCAUGAAGGCCUGCAGAAAGUGGGCAGACCCCUCGUGCUGAAGCUAAACUGGAGGGGCUUCUCGCAUAAGGCAGGUGCCUGGGGCCGAGACUCAGCACCUGAUCCAGCUUCUUCCCUUUACUGGGUGGCCCCUCUACGUGUGGAUGGCAGGUACUUUGACUUCUAUCGGCUACAUAAGUCCUAUGAUGACCUGGUGCUGCUGAAGCACUAUGAACAGUGGAAGAUGGGCUAUGGUGAUGGCAGUGGAAAUACCGUGUACAGGAACUUCAUGUACUUUAACUACUACGGUACAAACGACAUGGCCAAGGUAGACCUUUCCUCCAACACCCUAGUACUGCAACGCCCAUUGCCUGGUGCCACCUAUAACAACCGCUUCUCCUAUGCUGGUGUGCCUUGGACCGAUAUAGACUUUGCGGGUGAUGAGAAGGGGCUGUGGGUGCUCUAUGCCACAGAGGAAAGCAAGGGUAACCUGGUUGUGAGUCAUCUCAAUGAUAGCACCCUAGAAGUUGAGCAAACCUGGCAUACCAGCCAGUAUAAACCAGCCCUGUCAGGAGCUUUCAUGGCCUGUGGGGUGCUCUAUGCCUUACGCUCACUGAGCACUCGCCAAGAGGAGAUCUUUUAUGCUUUUGAUACCGCCACUGGGCAGGAGCACCACCUCAGCAUCCUGUUGGAUAAAAUGCUGGAAACACUGCAUGGCAUUAAUUACUGCCCCUGGGACCACAAGCUCUAUGUCUACAAUGAUGGUUUCUUAGUAAAUUAUGACCUCACCUUCCUAACACUAAAGCCCAGGAUGCCAACACCUCUCAUCAAAAGGCCUUUUGGUGUUAGGGCUCCACCCAAAUCUUUCAAGUCCAACAAGCCCUCUAAGCCCUGAAGAUUCCAGGGCUGGCCAAGGUACUGAUAGAAGGGUGUUCAGUCUUCCUCCCUUCUAGGAGGACAGCUCCCCUAAUGACCACCCUCUUUAAGGAUUUAAAAAAAGUGAUUCUAUUUUGUUUCUUUAUAUAAUUAAUAGCUAAAUCAACAUACUAAAGCAUUGCUUGGAGGAUUUAAGAGACAAAAUACAUGAUUAACUAGAGAGAGGAUGGGGUAUAGCUGAGUGGUAGAACAUGUGUUUAGCAUGCCCUGGACCCUGGGUUCAAUCCCUAGUAUGGUAGGUAGGUAGAAAAACUAUCACUGAAUUCUUAGCACUAAACAAUAAUAAAAAAAUUAGCUGGAGAAAUGCUAAUGAUAUCUUGUGUUUUAUGUUUUGAAACUUAUCAAUGUAGUUUCUAGAAUUCUUGGAUGAUGUGACUGUCAGUUCUCAGGGUCAAGAGUAUCUGAGUCUGGUGCAGAAGAACCCCAGAAGCUGGCCUUUAGAGUGGGAUACAAAAGUUCUCGCUCUCCCCUCAACCCUUGUAAAGGGUUUCUGCAUAGAAAAGAGGUAGAAUCUUAGUUUGAAGACAUAUUGCUCUCUGUCCUCAAUCAAUUUCAAGUUUGAAUACAACUGAAAGAGGCAGUUAGGCCUGAGUGCUGCUCUAGGAUGUUAACAACUAAAUUAGCGAAGAUGACAGCCACCAGAUACAGAUUGGGCUGGGGUUCCAGCCAUUCUCAAUAAAGACUUCUUGGUGUGAUUGCAGAAAGUCUCCUAGCCAAACGUUUGUCAUUUCUUUGUCCUUCUUCAAUACACAUGCGGGCUCAAACU